CUAUCCGCCAGUGGUUCUCAUUUGGUUUCUUUAAAAUAAUAUAAUGCACAACAUUCAAUAUCCUUCAGUUUCCUCUUGAACGUUGUAUAGAACGGACGUAAGAUGUGGAAGACUACGACGGUUAUACUUAUUUUAUCUAUUGGCCUAUAUAAUCUUAUAUUUCAAUGGGAAUUAAAGAAGCCAGAUUUGCCAGAAACUUUUUGGGGCCCAGAGAAAAAUAAAGCUGCCUCGAAGAACGUUCGACCGUUCAAAGUCGACGUACCAAAAUCGGUCAUCGAUGAUUUAAAUAAACGUCUGGAAAAUCCAAGAUUGGACGUAGAACCAUUAGAAGGUGUCGCUUGGACUUAUGGUGUUCCAGCUCCUUAUUUAAAAAAAAUUAUUACAUACUGGCAUAAUAAAUAUAAUUGGACCGAGAGACAAUCUCUUCUGAAUAAAUAUCCACAAUUCGUAACAAACAUCCAAGGUCUUGACAUUCACUUUUAUCACGUUAAACCGUCGAAUCUUUCAAAGGAUAGAAAGAUCAAAGUUUUACCGUUACUUUUAGUCCAUGGUUGGCCUGGUUCUGUGGUUGAAUUUCAAAAGAUCAUUCCUUUGUUAACAACACCCAGACCAAACAAAGAUUUUGUCUUUGAACUUGUCAUUCCAUCUUUACCUGGUUAUGGUUUCAGCGAUGGUGCUGUUCGUCCUGGAUUAGCGCCAGCUCAUAUGGGUAUUAUCUUUAAGAAUCUCAUGACAAGAUUAGGCUUUGAAAAAUAUUAUGUUCAAGGAGGUGACUGGGGUGCUGUUAUAACUUCUUCAAUGGCUGCUCUUUAUCCAGAAAAAAUCUUAGGACUGCAUUCGAACAUGUGCGUCCAUAUAAAACCAUUGAACUUUUGGAAUAUUCUUGGAGUGUUCUUUCCUUCUCUUAUUGUUAAUAAACAAUACGAACAUAAAGUCUAUCCAUUAACAAAUUAUUUUUAUGGACUGAUGGAGGAAACUGGAUAUUUGCAUUUACAAGCUACUAAACCAGACACAAUCGGUCUUGUAUUGACGAAUUCACCAAUAUCAUUGGCAGGAUACAUACUCGAGAAAUUUAGUACAGGUACAAAUCCUGAAUAUAGAAUCAAAGAAGACGGUGGUUUACUUGAAAAAUUUACUUUGGAUGAACUUUUGGAUAACAUCAUGAUAUAUUGGGUGACCGAUUCCAUAACAACUAGUGCACGUAUUUAUGCUGAACAAUUUACACGGAAAUAUUGGGAUUUAAAAAUCGAUGAAUUACCGAUUGACGUACCAUCAGCAUGUGCCGUAUUUCCUGGAGAAUUUGUCUACACUACUGAGAAAGUUCUUCGUACGAAAUAUUUGAAUUUGAUUCAAUUCAAUCAUAUGCCUAAAGGUGGUCAUUUUGCAGCCAUGGAAGAAUCGAUUAUAUUAGCAGAUGACAUAUUCGAAUUCUUUGAUAAAAUUGUGAAAUAAUGAAAGAACAAAAAUAAAAAAGAAAAAAAAAAGAAAAAAAAAAGAAAAAAAGAAAAAAUUAUAGUUUCUGAAAAGAAUAAGUAAGAGAGUAGUUUGAAAGUACAUAAAAAACAUUUUUAAAUAUUUCCCCUUUUUUUUUGUUUGUACGAACCCUUUUAUACAAAAUUUUAAUUUAAAUCUUAUAUAAAAAGUUUCAUACAUAUUAUUUGUAUAUAUAUAAAAAUUCAUUUUUAGAUCUCCUUUCACUUGGUAUUUAUAUAUAUAUGUGUGUGUGUGUGUGUGUGUUGGGUUGACAAGAAAGUAAUUUCAGUUUGCACAAAUAAAUUGUGUUAUAUUUUUUUUUUUUUAGCCAUAAUUAAAUCGAAUCGUCAUUAUAACUGUGCAAGAAAUUGUAAAAAAGGUUAAAUAUAUUACACACAAAAUAAUUGAAAGUCA
Molecule: messenger RNA, 1887 nt
Organism: Vespa velutina
Lineage: Eukaryota; Metazoa; Arthropoda; Insecta; Hymenoptera; Vespidae
Product: juvenile hormone epoxide hydrolase 1-like
Exons: 8
Coding region: 103-1452 (449 amino acids)
Biological process (GO): epoxide metabolic process
Molecular function (GO): epoxide hydrolase activity
Source: RefSeq, a predicted model, not a curated record